GUGGUUAGGCUACAAUUCGUCUAGCAAAAGCUCUCGUUUUCUAUUGAGAUUUUGUGUUUUUGUGAUUAUGUCAAAAUGUUAUUUGUGUAUUUCUAUUUAGUUAGGUUUUCUAGUACUAUGAGAGCUGGGAAAUCGAUACAAAGCACGUAAACUGUGCGCCUAUAACCAUGUUGCAUAAUAAUCAAUUUGGACCGAACGAUGUUAGUGGUCAAACGAAUUUGACAUCCACUGAACAGAUAAAUUUACAAAAUAAUGUAAAUAAUCAAAACAAAGCAACACAGCAAUUAUCGCAAUCUAUAAACCCAGGUUUUAACUUACCAGAGUAUUCGUACGGGUUAAAUAUGAACGCGGGAAUAAGUCACUAUCCAAAUUUCCAGACGUUAGGUCUACCACAGAACUUUAUGCCACAAAAUCCGAUGCAUUGGCAGAACAACGUCAUGCCGAUGAAUUUGAACAUACAGAACGGGCCCUAUGGAAUUCCAUUUGAUAGAAAGUCGUUACAUAAAGAAACUACUUUUCUGAACGUACCCCAAGUCACACCAAAGUAUAAACAUGCAGAAGCUACUCAUAUCAAUAACUAUCAACAAUUCAAUCAUAAUUUCAUGUUCGACACUCAAGACACGCGCGCAGUGGGAAGUUAUAGCGACGAUAGUGCAAGAAACAUAAAAAAUAUAGACAAUUUUAAACACUACACGGACAAUAAUUUAGAUCUGACAGUUAAAGUUAGUUCACAAAAACGUGAUAUAGAUAAAAUGAACCAUAUAGAUGCAAAAGAUACAUCUCAUCCAGAUAAUGUUAUAUUGAAGGAUUAUUUACAGAAAAAUAAAGAAAUCAGUGUAAAACCGAGCAAAGUAGACGCAGUGUGUAUGAACACCAACGAAAUAGUUAACACGAAUAAGGAAAGUAACAAGGUAGAGUUUGGCGAUAGAGACAUAACAUUUAAUGAAGGUUUUAGUAUGAAAUCCUACAAGGACUCGGAUUCUCGUAAACGAAGUUUAGAAAAGACGCUACGGAUGUUAGAGAUAAGUAUAAUUAACAGUACUAAUUCUAGACAAAACAAGCCGGAAGAAUCAAGCAAUCCUACAAAUAGCCUACCAGAUAAUUUAAUUAUUGAAAAGAAUGUUCACACAAAUGAUGUAAAACAGUCUAGCGAAAAUGGAAAAGCACUUGAUGAUGCUACAAAAUGUUUAAAAAAUGAACCGAUACCCGAAAAGGUGGAAGUUAAAGUUGAAACGAUGCCAAAUAUAGCUGAAUCGGAUUCCAAUAAUCCAUUUCAGAGGGAUAGCUUUGGUGUACGUAGUGAAGAGGUAUUUAAUUGUAAUAUAUACGACUCUGAAAUUGGACAGAAUAUAGCUAGAGAGUUGAUAAAGAAUGGCACAACAACAGAGUCCUAUUUCGAGUGUCCGUAUUGCAGUCUCUUCUUUAACAACCCGAAACGUUUCUUGAUUCACACGAAGUGGCAUUCGUUCGGUUUGACGAACGAGAAACGAUUGGAAUUGCAACGGGAGAAGGAGUUGAAAAGACAGAUGAAGAAGGAAGCCAGAAUAUUGGAGAAAAAACAACAGACUGAAGUGAAGAAAGUCGAAGAGCCGGAAGAUUAUAACUGCAAGAUAUGUCAGAAGUCGUUCAAUACAUAUGGUAGUCUGAAAAACCAUAGACAAAAGCUGCACCCAACCAGAUCGCGUAAUUGCAAGGUCUGCGGCAAGAGUGUAUUGGGCUGGGUCGCCAUGAAGGCGCACUUGGCCACACACGAUGGGGCAGACAGCGGUUUCCACUGCCCCGAAUGCCCCAAGCGGUUCAAGCAUGCGCACUCGCUGGCGAAACAUCGGGACACGCACAAGGAGAAGACGCACGCGUGCCCCCAGUGCCCCAAGAUGUUCGGCUCGGCGACGCUGCUCGGGAUACACAUGAAGACGCACGAGCGGAUGCUGCGCGGCGCCACCUUCCGCUGCACCUACUGCGGGAAGGGCUACUUCGAGUCGUUCAGCCUGGCGGCGCAUGAGAGAACGCAUAGAAACGAGAAACCAUUCCAAUGCGAGAUAUGCAGCACGAGGUUCGGGACCAACUCGAGUUUGAAGAGGCAUUUGAAAGUGUCACACAGCACGAACAAGCCGUUCGUGUGCUCCACGUGCCACAGGUCCUUCAUGUCCGAGGCGAUACGGGAUAGGCACGAGCUGCGUUACCAUGGCAACCCGGAGGAUUUCAAAUAUCCAUGCAACCUGUGCUCGUCCAAGUACUUCGAACUGAAGGACCUGAAGAAACAUCUGUACAAAGUGCACCCGAAAGUGAAGAGAAAGAAGCACUCGGAUAGUGAUUAUUCGGACGAAUAAAUUGUUUGAUUAACUAA
Messenger RNA from Zerene cesonia (dogface butterfly), 2347 nucleotides. RefSeq names its product zinc finger protein 184-like. The coding region runs from base 168 to 2330 and encodes 720 amino acids. Gene Ontology annotation, biological process: regulation of transcription by RNA polymerase II. Gene Ontology annotation, cellular component: nucleus. NCBI's taxonomy places the organism in Eukaryota, Metazoa, Arthropoda, Insecta, Lepidoptera, Pieridae. The record is from RefSeq and is a predicted model, not a curated record. The transcript has 7 exons. Gene Ontology annotation, molecular function: RNA polymerase II transcription regulatory region sequence-specific DNA binding; DNA-binding transcription factor activity, RNA polymerase II-specific.